Messenger RNA from Ostertagia ostertagi, 420 nucleotides. NCBI's taxonomy places the organism in Eukaryota, Metazoa, Nematoda, Chromadorea, Rhabditida, Trichostrongylidae. The record is from the annotation of a GenBank genome assembly.
AUGACAUGCAGUUGCCGUUUCGUUCUGUCUCUGUUCUCAUCAAUCGAAUUCUUCCUACUAAACAACGAGUCUGAAUUUCUCGAGAAAAUGGUGAAACAGCCUAAUGUUGAACCUCUCGAAAAUCGCCUUAUGCCUUUUGGCGAUCCACCCGACUACGUGCAUCUGAGGACGAACGAAAGUCAAAUGCAGCUCAUUUCGAUGGGAGAACAGCCUGAAACGCCCAGUGGGUCCCCGUGUUUCAAUUCACCUUCCACACGGGAAGAGCCGCCCGCUGUGGUAUUCGUUCCUGGCAAGGUAAGAGAACCGACUGGGAGCAGUGCUCGGUCUUUACAGCACGCCAGCAACACCGUUGCUCUCGGUUGUCAGAUUGCCAACAAUCUCGAUCUCCAGUGGUAUCGUGACAUGCGCUUGAGUGACACC